AUGAGCUUGGGGGAAUCGGUAUAUGAAUAUAAUUCUGACAACAAAAAGAUCAUGGGGAUCAUUCAUGAAGCCAAAUUGCAAGAAUCGUCUCACGAAGAUGAUACAAACUGCGGCAAGCCAUUGGACAGAAAAUUGUCCAACUCUUCUAUGAAUGUCCCUGUAACUGAAGAAGAUGUGAAAGAUGCCGAAUGCUUCAGCAAAUUGGACUCCUCAAACAAUGUGGAUUCAAGAGGUAAAGUGCAGGAAAAGCCAUUUCAGCGAAUCUGGAUGCGGGAUGAUGAGAUCGAUUUACUUCAUAUUAUGAUCGAUCGCAUGGAGCAAAAUGCAGCUCAACCUCGUAGUUAUGAAGACAUUUUUUCUCAUAUUCGUGAACAUCCACUUAGUUUUCAACCUACUAGGAUUCAACUGAAGGAGAAGAUUAGGCAUUUGAGAGAAAAAUACAAGAAGAAUGCGAAAGAACCUCAAAAGUUUAUGAAGUCUUAUCAUGAAGUAAGACUAUUCGAAUUAUCAAGUCAAGUAUGGGGUGUUGAACAGUCAGAUUUUCUCCAAUCCAGUGGAACAAUUAAAGGUAAUUGCCAUUCCAAGGCAAAGGAGAUACUGGAGGAUGAAAAGGACACUUUUGCAGUGACAAGCAAUUCAGCUUUACAUGAACAAGUCGGAUAG
Molecule: messenger RNA, 663 nt
Organism: Coffea arabica (coffee)
Lineage: Eukaryota; Viridiplantae; Streptophyta; Magnoliopsida; Gentianales; Rubiaceae
Source: RefSeq, a predicted model, not a curated record